AGUGACAUUCUGUGACCUAUGGUGUUACAGAUGACAGUGUGCAGGCUGCCAGCUACAAAAGGAGGAUGUAUGCUGUCAGUGGGCAUAUCAGACACACCGGGACUGGCUGCCACUGUCGAUCGAGCUGGCACCUAUUCACUCGUUGCAUCAGGCUGAUGUCUCGAACCCACUAUGAAGUCCUCGGUGUUGAGAAAUCUGCCACCACAGAAGAUAUUCGGAAAGCCUUCCUUCAACUCUCUAAACAGCUGCAUCCUGAUGUUAACAGGAAUGAUCCUAAGACUCAUGAAAAAUUUGUAAAAUUAAAUGCAGCAUAUUCUGUGCUGAGCAAGUCAUCUGAUCGCCAUGACUAUGAUGUGAGCCUGUCUUCACAACUCCACCACAAGCACAUGAGUGGCCCUGGAACUCCUCCAUAUGGCCCCUCUCCAAAUGGGUACACUGAUGGGGAGCCCUUCUGGGACGAGACCAUCUGGCACAUGCGCAACCAUAGCAAGGACGCAGCGUAUGAAGACAAGUCUUACUAUGGAAUCCGUGGCAUCAAGAAAGUGUCCAACUUCUCCAUUGUUGCCUGCUGCAUGGGUCUGAUGUUGAUAGGGGCUGUGGUUCACUACUUUGCCAUUGUAAAAACUACGACUCUACACAAAAACCAUCUGGAUGCCAGGGACAUGAAGUUUCAUGCAAUGUACUCUCAAGCCAAAGAGCAGGCCAGAAUCAAUGGCAAUGAACUUCAACUAAAGAUUCUCAAGGCAAGACUGAGUGGGAAACCUGAAGAUGUCCAAUAUGCUGACAUAGAGGCAUUUGGGGACAAGAAGAAGUGAAGAUGUCAGGCCCUGUAGGACCCUUCCAUGAUUCCUGUGACACUGUUUCAACACGAUUGGUGACAGACAGUGUUGUACACUCAUUCUAGUGAUCUGACUCUGUUGGUCAGUGGCAGUCAACGUUGGACUCCAUUGGUCAUCCCCGUUUUUCACUUCCGAAGAAGAUGACUUUGAAUAUUUUCCACACAGGCAUGUUAUACUUUGGUGUGAGAUUAUAGGAGACCACAACACAUUGGCUACUUUGUCUUAUGAACUCCUUUAUUGUUUGUAUUGCCAAUCUUAUUUUGGUUAUGACAAUAACACGUCAUUAUAUUGAGGUAUUUAAUAGCCACACAUGAUAUAAUCUAAAAAGCCAGGAAAUUAUGAUGAUUGUGUGGAAGCAUUCAUGAAUAUUCCUACAGAUGUGGAAACCAGAUGCAAAGACAUCUGUAGAUGUGGAAACCAGAUACAAACACAUCUGUAGAUGUGGAAACCAGAUACAAACACAUCUGUAGACGUGGAAACCAGAUACAAACACAUCUGUAUAUGUGGAAACCAGA
Molecule: messenger RNA, 1354 nt
Organism: Haliotis rubra (blacklip abalone)
Lineage: Eukaryota; Metazoa; Mollusca; Gastropoda; Lepetellida; Haliotidae
Product: dnaJ homolog subfamily C member 4-like
Exons: 7
Coding region: 66-815 (249 amino acids)
Source: RefSeq, a predicted model, not a curated record